AUGACUCAGAGGCUAACAAGAUUAAAAAAGGGAGACGUUAACGAAAAAACUGUAAACGCAAUAUCAGGAAACGAAAUACGGCCGGCACACGAAGAAACGAAAAAAAAACAAUCUCUUUAUCUUUUUCGAAGAG
Messenger RNA from Racocetra persica, 133 nucleotides. The record is from the annotation of a GenBank genome assembly. Lineage: Eukaryota; Fungi; Glomeromycota; Glomeromycetes; Diversisporales; Gigasporaceae.